AUGGCUUCUCGAUUCCCGCCGCGGGACCGCUCACCACCGCCAUCUAGAUAUAGUGAUAGGGGGCCGCCGCCGCCUCACGGGCCGUCGCAUAUUCCUUCAGGGCCGAGGGGGAACGACGAUGUUAAUUCUACACCACUAGGCCGGGACCCUCCCCGGGGUCCGAAGGCCCUGAUCGACUCCUCCAGAGGUGGCCAUUUCCUACCAUCUGGUCCAAGAGGAAGAGGGUUCCCUGGCCGGAAUGACUUCAGAGACCGGGAUAGGGAUAGAAUCGAUCCCCGGGACAUGAGAGAUGGCCCACCACCCCGACGAGGCGAUGGAGACCGUGACUGGCCUCGUAGGGAUCGUGGGUUUGACUCACGAGAUGGUCACGGCCGGAUGGGGUUCGGUCGAGGACGAUCGAGAUCUCCUCCCAUGAGAGAUUUUAGAGACUCCAGAGAUAGCGGACCCAGAGAGCUGGAUAUACCACGCCUACGUAGAAAUUCUAGGGAUGGACCAAUCUCGCUCAACACUCCACUAUCAGACCUUCCUCCCAUGCGAGGAGGAUCGAUGCGAGGUCGUGGGCGCGGUGACCGAGAUCGAGGCCGAGGAAGAGGUAUGCCUUUAGAAGACAGAGAUCUAUUCAGAGGUCGAAGUCGGUCUCGUGACGGCUGGCGAGAUGUCCGCAUGGACCGAGACAGGGACCGUAACCGUGACCCACGAGACCGGGAUAGGGACAGAGAUCGAAUGCUCGAUCGAGAACUCGACAGGAGAGAGCGUUUCGACCGCCGUGACCGUGACGAUGAUAGGUGGUCGCAGCGCGACGACAGAGACAGGUUUGAACGGGCGGAGCCUUGGAAAAAAGAUCGACCGCUAACCCGUAUCGAUACCAAGACAUCUGGUUCGCAUUCUGCCAACCCGUCUUCUGCUGUAUCACAGACUCCAACCCUGAUAUCUGUUGGUGCGCCAGGAGUUGGCCUUGACGACGAGGCUGUUGCUGCUGCCGCAGGGCCCCGGAAGGCUGGCAGUACAUCUUCCACCCCCAGAGAGUCAAGGCGGCCCUCAGAAAAGACAGAACAUGCCACUCCCAUACGUACACCUACACACAUCCAGUCAACGCCGGCUCAACCAGAACCACCCUCUGAACGGCCCACGCCCCAGUUCUCUCCUUCUCCUGCUGCCCCGGAAGUACCUGCCUUCGGUUCCCUUUCUUCUGCUGGCCCGGCUGCUCCCGCUACCGAAACUGCGACCCCUGAACCAUCAAGAAAGUCAUCACAGUCGGACGCGCCCAGAGAACGUCCUGAUCUAUUCCCCUCAACGCCCAUCAAACCUCCGACUGCCCCUAGAGCCGAUAGAAUAGAUGCACAGCAACGUCCGGACCGGAGUAAAACUGAAGUACCACUUCGAUCCAGUCGUCCGCCAUCAGCCUCCCCGGUAGUCCAACCCAGCUACAUGCUUGACCACAGUCACCCUGUCCCCGCCCUUGAACGAGGCAUCUCCCACGAGCCCACACCUUUAUCAAAUAAAGUCAAGGACUCUCGUUCUUUAUCUAAUGAACAGGAACCUGACCUCUUCCCAUCAUUGCUUGGCCCUUCGACCUCUAGUAACGCUGCUACCCCUUCAUCUACCCGCGCCUCGUCUCUACCGACACAAUCACAACCACAACCGCAAAAAUCCCCACCACCUCAUUCAAACUCGCUUUCUCCAAACUCCCAGCCUGCAUCUAUACCUACUGGACCAAGAGCACAACAACAGCGCUCCGCUGGUCAACGGCCUGGAGCCAAAAGUAGUAAUCAAUGGGUCAGACCAGGGUAUGUAAAUAGAAGACUGUCCGCUACUAACUCACCAUCAAGUAAGAGAGACCUUUGGGAUGAUGGGAACAAAAGACCGGUGCUUGAAAGCCCGUUCGUACCAGAGGGUCCACUCAGCGGUAGCGGUUAUACAGGGGAUGAGAUUAAGCCCUCUAUUACUCCCGUGAAUGAAGAAGAGGGUGAAAAGAAAGAGAAAGAUAAAGAGGAAAGGAGAGAAAAAGGGGAGGAGAAAGGGAAGGAGAAUGAGAAAGAGAAGGAAGGCUCUGAGCCUCCAAGAGAGGCCCCACGAGACGAAAACGAGAAUCGGCCUUCGGUGGGGGAGGAAAUCGAGGAGCAAUCUCGUGAUGCCGAUAAUGAUACAACGAUGCUUGAUGCACCAGAAGCUGGAGAAAUUCAAGAAGCGGAAGAAGUGCGGGAAGAGCCAGAGCAGCAGAUUCCAAUGCUUUUCGACGAACCGAGUGACCAGCAAUCUGACGAUGACGAUGCCCUUGAUGAAGAAGAUUUUAACCAAUCCGAACAACGUUUUGAGAAGGAAAUGCUGGCUCUGAAAUCAGAAAUUCCACCACCUGUGCUCCUGGAUCCGGUUGUGGUUGAUCUUCUCAUGAGGAUCCAGAUGCUGGGGAUGAUAGCUGAUGGUGCCGCACCAGCAAAUCUUGAUCAGCCAGGAGCUGCCGUUGAGGUUGAAAGUCCCGACAAGCCCGCUUCUAUUAUCCCCCUAUCGGGUAAAGAAGCGGAAGAGGUCGAACUUGUGGAAGAAAUAAGGCCUAUCGAGAGUGUUGCCGGGACACCUGUGACAAUACCUGUCAUUGAGGCGAAAGCGAUUGAAUCACUGCCAUUCUUACCUUCUGGUCCACCCACCCCUUUCUCAGACAUGGAAACAUUACAGGAAAAUUAUAAACUUCAUGAUCGUAUAAAGGAUUCGCUAUUGGAAGAUAUCAUCAAACAGCGAAGUGAAGUUGCUAAACAACAUGCAAUUUUGCGUGAGCAGUACGCACGGCACUACAAAGCCUGGAGACUGAAAGUCCGUGAGAUGGACAAAAAGAAAGAGGAAGCGAGGAAAGCCGAGUCGGAAUUAUCCUCGACUCCUCCGCCGUCGGCGGCAGCAGCAGCAGCUCUCCCUGUAAUCGAAGGAAGACGGGGAUAUAAAUUGAACAGUGAGCUUGACUUUCAACUUGCUUUAAAGGCAUCGGCAAUCACUGCACAAGAGGAAUCGGAACGUCGUCGUGAUCAAGAGGCUACCGUCCACCCCGACAUGACUCGUGAAGCCCGUAUCCCGGACAUGCUAGACGAGUACCAGAAGAAAGCAAGCCUGUACCAGGAUACUAACCAGAUCGUCGAUCCCGCCGAUGCUUUUACCGUCUUUGCAUUCCAUCCUCCGCCUAACGACUUUACGCCCGAAGAACAUAAAGCCUUCACCGAUGCAUUCAUGGCUCAUCCGAAGAAAUGGGGUAAGAUUGCUGAACUACUACCAGGCCGUACAUUCCAGCAGUGCGUGAUGCAUUACUACUCCACUAAGGAGGAGAUCAAGUAUAAAGCCAAGCUUAAUAAGAAGUGGACACGCAAGGGACGUGCAAGGAAAACUGCAAGAGCUCCAAGAUCUAAUGCUCUCAUGGCAGAUCUUGGGAUCCGCCCUGCUUAUGAUGCAGAUGACACCGAGACACCUGUUGCUACUGACACUGGUAGGCCAAGGCUAAGACGGGCAGCCGCGCCCACAUUUGGCGAGUCAAACGCCGACACAGAAAGUAACACCCCCACACCGGCGUCUGGGAAGCGCGGAGGUGCAAAGGACUCUGGCGAUCAGUCUACUGAAAGAGCCCCAGGAAGACGAGGUGGUCGUGGUGGCGGUGGCGGCCGUGGUGGUCGAAGAGGGAAGGGAGGCGGUCAGCAAGCUGCUUCGAGAGCGGAACCUGCACCUUCUACAUCUGCAGCUGCAGCUGCGUGUGGUACUUUGCCUGCUGUCACUCCUCUGCCGAAGCCUGAGGCGGAUGGUCAAGUGGACAUGUUGGUUGAUGCGGUGUUGAAGGCUAAGGAGGAGAUGGAGAAGCCUGUGGAAGAGACUAUGGUGCGCUCCAAACCUGGUAGAAGUUCUCGGAACAAGGAACCGCAGCAGCAGCAGCAGCAGCAGCAACAGCAACAGCAGGCGCAACAACAGCAGCAGCAGCAGCAGCAGGCGCAACAGCAACAGAUGCAGCCAGUAAUCCAACCGGGUCUAGAGGCCCCUGAUCCAGAUUCAAAGGUAGGCCUGGGCGAUGGUGGGUAUGGCUCACUGCAGCCUACAAGCUAUUGGUCUGUGCCUGAGGUCAGGGAUUUCCCAGACUUAGUGGCGCAUUUUGGCAAGGAUUUCGAGGCUAUUUCUCAAUUCAUGAAAACAAAGACGCCAACCAUGGUCAAAAACUACUUUCAGCGCCGUGUUGACUCUGGGAAGACAGAACUAGAAGAAGUUGCAUUGAUAGCCGAAGCCAAGAAACUGCGAGGCGAGCCCACAGGACCCCUACCGACCCCGAGUGUUAGCUCAAAGCGACGAUAUGAUGCUGCUCCCUCUUCUCUUGCGCCACGAGCUUUGGCGCCCAAUAUGGAACAUGCCGAUGUGAUGGAUAGGACGUUAGCGCCUAAGGGCAAGCCAUCUGUUAUCACUAUGGCUCCUGCAUCGGCUGUACUACAACCACGUCAGGGUAUGGAGAAAGACCGGUCGCAACCAAAACUAUACCCCCUUGUUCAGGCUCCUGCAAGUCAGCCCAACCUCGCUCCCACUGGUGAUGAGCUCCACCAACGUUCCGUCAGCACCUCACAGUUGCCUCCGUCCCAUCGAAAUCAACAAGGGCCAAGGAUGGGUUAUUUCACUGAUGAACGUAGAGACGGCCGCCCUCCCGUUCACAUCGCUGCUCACAUGCCAGAGCAGGACGUGAAGCCAAUACCCUCGUCAUUGACCGGCCAAGUAAACCCUGGUAUGUCGUUGCAGGCUCUCCCGCGACAAACCCCGAACGUUGUGCCCCAAAUUCAAGACCUUGGAGAAAUUCCACGCUACGGCCCACUGUCGCAGCCACCAACGUUUACUCAAGGACCAUACCUGCAGCCGCCAGGUAGUGCACGCAAUACCUCGACGACGCCGCGGCAUCACUCUCGUCGCUCAAGCCGCACAAUACCUUCUGCUGUCACCUCUCCAGUUCAAAGGCACAUUAAGCUCGACACCGACCCAAGCGGGAUACCAACUAUGGAACGGCCCGCCCCAAUAGGCCCUCCGGGGUACCUGACUCCCGGCCAUUCUGUGAAUGUCGGUCGGCAGGGCCCUACUCUUACCCCGCCCACAGACCAUAGUCGAACGAGAAUAGCUGCCGCACCAGUUGCACCAACAGCGCCAGAGCCUCAACGUCAAGUUCCCGCCAAACGUUCGAAUAUCAUGAACAUAUUGAAUGACGAGCCAGAAGAACCCCAGCCAAGGAAAAAGUUCGCAAGCGAGCAGUCAGCGCCCUCAGUUGCCAUUGGACCUCCCUCACCAUCCCGGCCUGUUUACCACGGGCGUCAUUCCUCGUCCUCUCAGCCGGGUCAUUCGGAGGAUCAACAUCAUUAUCAAAGGCAGCAGCAGUAUUAUUCCGGUCCCUCGCAGUCUCAACAUCACCAACAGCAGCAACAACAGCAACAGCAAUCCAAGUGCAAUCUGGGUCUGGUGGACAAUAUCCGGAGCCUCCUUCCACUUCAACAAGAGGUUCAACUACCCAGGAUUGGAUGGCGAGGUUUGACCCUCGUGAGCAACAGCAAUCACAUUCAACAUCCUCCACCCCCUCAAUCUCCAGAUUGCCUAGCUAUAAUCAUGGAUUCCCUGGUUCUGGGCCUCAUACACCUCACUCCGUACCAGUCUCAAGCUGCCUCCCAGCCACGCCAAUCGUAUUCCCACCAGGCCUUGCAGCAGCCGCCGGUGCAGGGAUUACAGGACCGAGGUCAGCAAUCGCAGCCGCAGCUAGGACCCGCAGGGCGGGAAUCCCCAGGGCCUCGCCAUAUCCAGGCCCACCCGCACACUCGGUCGCCCGUUCAGCGACACAAUGCUCCGUACUCCAGCAAAGUCUCGCAGCAACGCUCUGCGUCACCCUUGCCAUCCGGCCCCAGCAAUAUGAACCCACAUGUGAGCCAGAUAUCGGGGUACAACCCCUCUGGAGUCAACCAUCAUAAACCUUCUCAGAGCCAACAUCAGCCAGGGCCCCCGCACUUACUGUCCCAGUCCCACCAGCAUGGGAUGCACGGAAGUAACGGGUCGCAGUAUGGUUCGCACGUCCAGCAACUGUCCUCAUCCACUUCACGCCACGCACCUCCACCAUCUGUGAUGCAACAAGAACAGCAGGUGCACCAGCACCAGCAUCACCAGCACCAACACCAACAUCAACGCACGCAUCAGUCGCACCCACACCAUCAGCAUCAUCAGCAUCAAUCCUCCCUCUCUCUAAGCCAGCGUAGCAACUCCCCUUUUGGCCACAGCCCACAUAUGACUCCUCAACAAGUCUCUCAUACUCAAGGGAUGCCUCGUGCUGGGGGGCCCUUAUCAGCUUCCAACACUCCUAGUCACCCAAGCAUGGCUAUGGGAAGAUCAUAUACCCCGCCAUCAAACCUGGGUCAACAUCAUCCACAGAGCGGCUCCAAUAGUGGUUUACCCUACUCCAACACACCAUCUCACGCACUACACCAAUCCGGCCAGUCAAAUAGCAUCCACCAACAACAUAUACGGCCCCGCCAUGGAUCAGGUGGGCCUCCACCUUCUGGGCUAGGUCACCAUAAUAUUUACCCACAAGAACCCAGACAAUAA
Messenger RNA from Nannizzia gypsea CBS 118893, 6579 nucleotides. Its product is annotated as MYB DNA-binding domain-containing protein. Gene Ontology annotation, biological process: regulation of transcription by RNA polymerase II. The record is from RefSeq and is a predicted model, not a curated record. The coding region runs from base 1 to 6579 and encodes 2192 amino acids. The transcript has 3 exons. Lineage: Eukaryota; Fungi; Ascomycota; Eurotiomycetes; Onygenales; Arthrodermataceae. Gene Ontology annotation, cellular component: Set3 complex.